Messenger RNA from Misgurnus anguillicaudatus (oriental weatherfish), 3945 nucleotides. RefSeq lists its product as uncharacterized. The record is from RefSeq and is a predicted model, not a curated record. Lineage: Eukaryota; Metazoa; Chordata; Actinopteri; Cypriniformes; Cobitidae.
ACACUCUAGUGCGCGCGCGCACACACUCACUCACGCGCGUUUCAUUUAACUGAGGCUGCGCUCAGCUCGUGGACAACAAGGAUGAACUUGACGCUUCUUCUAAACUGCUAAAAUAAUCGAUUAUCGACUUUUUUGACCAGCCAAAGAUCAAUCUACAUGUUAUUUUAGGACUGUUAAAUAAUCUUUAUGGAAUUAACCGCGAGGACGGGAUGUUUGAGCAUACAAAAUGCGUCGUUUUGUGUAUCUUCUCCUAUUUAUUUUCGCUCCAGGUUAUGCACUGUUAAAGAACAGAGGUUGUGGAGGUAAUAUCAGUGUUUUUGGGGAGACGAGCGACUUUAUCCGGUACCCUUCAGAUCCAGAUCGCUCCAUAUUUAACCAAAUUACGGACAACAGCACGAAAAACCUUUUGGAUUGCACUUGGAUUAUCGAUUCACGUGAAAAUGAGACAGUUUGGAUAGAGGUCAUUUCCAUUGGUAAUAGUUCUAGUUUGGGGAUUCAAUUUGGGAACAAGGAGGAACGGACCUACAAAAAAGAUGAGAAUGCUCUGUUCUCGGGCACUGGAAGAACCAUCAUCAAAUGGAGGACUGCGAAAAGUACAGAUACAUUACAUCUUAGAUGGAACACGUCAGAUUCCAGUCAUGAUCCCGCUUUGAUUCCUUACACACACUCUGACACUGACCCUGUAUCUCCCUCUCCGAGUGGCUCAAGCAGGGUAACCUAUACCCCAGACAUUCCAGGGAAAGGCAACGCGGUCCUCGAAUCACAAUCACACACUCCCAGAGGUGAGGGUGUACAGUGGGGCGGAGGCGUGUCUGACCUGGCCGAUAACAGCAGACCUCGUUAUCCGCAGGAAAACACGAACAAUGAACAGGAAACAGCUGGAGAAUGGAUCUCUGACCUCUCUGGCACAAAUUCUUAUUCUUCCACUACAAUCCGCUCGCCUUCGCUGUCUUUGCACACUACACCCAAACACACAACAAGCGAUGUUACUGCAAAAACAAUCACGCUUUUUUCACAUGCAAGCGAUGCGACACACACUGAAUCACACACAAGUUCCCAGCGCAUAGAUACAAACACAUUUACUAAAAUGAUAUCAAACACACUUAGAGCUAAGCGAAGCGAUCCGAGUUCAAUGUAUCCGACAGACAGCCUUCUUUCUGUCAAUUUACCAUAUAGAGACACAACUGGAUUCAGUAAAAAAGAUUAUUCCACCGACAGUCCUGACAAAGUUGUCACCUUGAUGCAGUCGAAUACGGAUGGGCUUACAAUAUCAGAGAAUCAAUUCCAUACGGAGACUCCAACCUAUCAAACAGAGACCGAUAAACCGAUUAACAGUCUUUUAAUGUCUACUCAUCCAAAUGUUAAUAUCUACAAUGAUUCAAUAACUGUUACGGGCACACCUGUGGUUUCAGAGUUUCCAGCUGUCAAUCAAAGCAACCCACUGAUGUUUACUGAUAGCAACACAUACUCCGGACACACUGAGUCUUUUGAUCUCAUAGGUGAACAUACAAUGAACGUUACCAUUCUUUCUACAACUGAGAAUAAGCCAACAACCUCAAGCAUACUUUCAACGAAGCAGUCGCCUAGAACACACGCCAUGCAGGAUUUAACAUCUGAAGCAUUAACUACACACAUCAUCAAAAGUCAACGCAAUAAAACCAGCUCCAUAUCUACUGAAAUCUCAGAUUUAACAUCUCACAGCAAUGAAGCCAGCACCUCUACCAUCUUCACAUCUACCAGACCUCCAUCUCUGACCUCUUAUGUACCAUCUACAGUACGACAAAAUAAAGAAAGACAGGAAAGCCUCACCACUACUCCUCCGUCAGGUUCUGCCAGUCCUGAGAUAAAUCCUAACGUGACCUCAGACGUCACAAGCAUCAGUACAGUGACAUUUGGGAGCCAUGUGGAUUUAAAGGAACCUGAGAUUUCCCCAUCACAAGUCCAUAAUGUCGAUGCGUUCACACAUUCUCCACAAGCUAUGCUUUCGCAUACACCAAAAGCCCCUUUGUACAACCCCACAACUCCAUAUUUUAUAAACCCACAGACCUUUUAUGUUACUACCCCAACAAGCAUUGCGGGUGUAAGUACUCGGAGGAGUUUGACAGCCAUUACCAAGACGAUCCAUGGCUUAACUCCAUUUAAAGACGGUCACACUGAAUCCAUACAAAAUACGGAUAGCAUCACCAGCCACCUUCCAGGUCUAACACUGAGCCCUUCAUCUGUUGACGACCUCACAUCUACACUUAGUAUUAGUAAUCCUGCUGUUCAGACCAGCACACCUGUUAGCAUAACUUCUUCAAAUCCAAAUUACCCACCAACAACCAAACAGUCUAAAAUGACCACACACGCCACGUCCGCAGAAAAUCCUUCGGUCCGUACGCAUAUUCCCGAGGUAGAGCACAGCACCUUCAGACCUACUAAAUAUAUGACCACAAGCUUUCGUCUUACUGGGACGAAUCAGCACGCAACAUCUACGCAAGAAGUCACGCAGACAUCUCAGAUCCAGUCGACUGCAUCCAAAUCUGACAAAAAGUGGCCACAUGGAAGGCAUUUUUUCAUAGUGGAAGACCAGCAAGCAAUCAUCAAAGAGGAUACAUUUCAAGUACUCUUACAAAUCACCCUGGAAGACAACUUUGAGCCUGGCAUGGGCCUGCUUGAGAUGGAGCCAUUUCUACAGCCAUUUCUACAGCGAGUCUCUGGGUACAAGAGUCAACAUGUGACCUGGCACAGUGGUCCAGUUCUGCAAACAGUGGUCCAGUUUCAGACAGUGAAAGCACUUUCCUGGUUGGGAAGGGCGGAGUCUCUGUUACAGGAGGCGGGGUUAAAUCCAUUGCCAAAGGCUGGAAUAUUUGUGGGUGGAGUUAGAGUGAAAAACAUUACAGUGGGAGGUUUGCAGACUGAGAUUUGUGAAUGGCUGUUUGAAUGCCCUACUGGGUUUCAGUGUGUCUCUUCCAAGACAAACGCCAGCUGCACAUCAGUGUGCCACUUUGACUACUGUAAACAUCAGGGCAUCUGUGUCCAUCGCCCUGAUCAACAACCAAUCUGCCAGUGUCCUGUCGGAGAGGAUUAUUGGUUUAUGGGUCAGCGCUGCGACCUCCGCAUGACCCGACCACGUUUGGUGGGCGUUUGCUUUGGUGUGCUCACCGCGGUAGCUGCAGUAAUGGCCCUCCUGUCUUAUCUUGCAGUCCGGCGUUAUAAAAGCAUGCUUAUGCAGGCCAAAGUGGAACAAACACGCAGCAGUUAUCGCCGAUUUAAUCACUUCGAUGAGCUCUCGGCUCGGUUUUGGGGAAGGUCCUGGCCGGGGUCGGAAGACUCUUUGGAUAACCCGAUCUUUACUCGCUCAGAUGAAUUACUACAUUUAAGAGCCCUAGAUCGUACCUGCUGUUAUCACGAUGACACGCUUUCUGUUGUCUCCACAUAUCAUGGUAGUGGGACAAACCUCAACACCAUAUAUCCUCACAGUUCUCAGUAUGGCUGGGAUAUGAGCAACUGCAGCUUAGCAGAUGGUGUGGUGGAUUCUGGGAAGGCUAGUGACCUGUCGGUCUGUAGCUGGCCGAUCGAGCCAAUUCAGUGGACACCAUUUCCAUUAUUACAGCAGCUCAACAGAAAUUCUGCAACAGUGAAAGCAACUCGCCCUCGCUCUUACUGUGAAGGCAUGGAGCUGGUAGAUUUGGAGAAGAGCUGGACAGCCUAAUGGACAGCCUUGCUAAUCAUCUCAUGUUUGUAGGAGCAUAUGGUGCAGACGCACUUUUGGCGACCCGAGGUUGAAAAGUCCUUUGACGAUCCCGUACCCCUCUCUCCACCCUGUACUUUCCUUUCCUCUCCGUACAUCCUGUCUAUCAAACAAAGGCGAAAAUGGCCCUAAAAAACUUGUCUCAUGUUUGGGAAAAUUUUGGACGGAUAUAGCAUACUGAAACCAAAAUAAAUCUCAUCUACUUAAAAAUA